This is a messenger RNA of Rodentolepis nana, 480 nucleotides long. NCBI's taxonomy places the organism in Eukaryota, Metazoa, Platyhelminthes, Cestoda, Cyclophyllidea, Hymenolepididae. The record is from the annotation of a GenBank genome assembly.
AUGGAUGACUGGCCUAUAUUCACAAACCUUUUAGAGAAUGAACUUUACACAAGUCCCCUAAACUUCAACCAACAUCCUGACAAAUUUUGCAAUGGUAUCACGAAUAUUAUGAUCAGAUGGGCAAAGAAAACUAUUCCCAGAGGCAAGACUAAACACUUUCGGGUGUUUUGGUCUAGACACCUUGAGGAACUGAAAAGAAGGCGGGACGCCCUUCGCAACACUGCUGAUCAGAGUGGAAGAAUGGAAGGCGUACAAGCCUGGAGACAACAAUCAGCUGAAGACAUAGCAACACCAAAUAAUGUACUUACUGAACCAUUCAGACCUUGCAAACUUAAUGCUGCGAUAAAACAGCUCAAGUGCAAGAAGUCUCCUGGCGAAGACGGUAUUCAUCCUGAGUUUCUAAUUAGAAUGGGACCAAAAGCCAAGGAAACCAUGCUGACGCUUUACAACAAAAUCUGGGAGACCAGUCUCGUUCCUAAC